Molecule: messenger RNA, 1960 nt
Organism: Aspergillus ibericus CBS 121593
Lineage: Eukaryota; Fungi; Ascomycota; Eurotiomycetes; Eurotiales; Aspergillaceae
Product: zf-C2HC5-domain-containing protein
Exons: 1
Coding region: 69-1610 (513 amino acids)
Biological process (GO): regulation of DNA-templated transcription
Cellular component (GO): nucleus
Molecular function (GO): zinc ion binding
Source: RefSeq, a predicted model, not a curated record
AACAGCAUCCACCAUGAGCAAUCUUCUGCUCACUCGUCCACACCUCGCAUAACCUUCAUCCCUCCGAAAUGAGCAACCCCGGACUUAUCUCUUGGGGCGUCCCCCGACUGUCCCAACUUCUCCCGCUGGACGAGGAGUCGCUCACGCAGAUCAUCACCUACGCCGCCAGCCUCCCCAAGGAAGAGGGCGCCAAUCACCUCAAAAACCUCCUCGGAGAUUCUCCCGCCGCCUUCGAAUUUAUUGCUGCCUUCAGUUCGCGACGAGACCCUCCACGAUCCGAGGCGCCAUCGCCAGCACCAUCCGCCACACCCAAGAACAAUUACGCAGGGACGGGAUCGAAGAGGGGCAAGAAGUCGAAGCCACCACUCCACAGCGCCGGGCCUGUACGUCGGCCAGACAACUUCGGGAAUGUGACGGGGGGCUACCGCAAGGAGGACCAGGAUGAGGAUUACAUGCCGGUGUCGUCACGGAGCAGACAAGAUGCGAGCACGAGGAAAGGCGCACAGGAUACCGGUCCAUCUCCGCUGAUGUCGUCGCGCGAGGCAUCCGCUUCCUCGUCGCGGAACCAAUCGCCUGCUCCGAAGCCAACUCCAGCCAAGAACCCGCCCUCUGCAGCGGGCCCCGUGAUCUCGGAUCUCCUGCCAAACGUGAAAUCAAAAGCGGCCAAGUCUGCCUCUCGAACGGGUGGCAGUACGGCGACCGGUUCCUCGUCCAAAGGAUCGCUGACUACGAAUAAUAUUAAUGAUUUGACGGCGGCUAUCGCCGCUCUGGAGGUCUCUACGAAUCCGACGCUGAGCAGCGGCCCCCGCAAGUGUACCUGCUACGCUAGUAUCCAUCCUCUCUUUGACCCGGCGCCGAACUGUCUCAACUGCGGCAAGAUUAUUUGCUCGCUGGAAGGGCUCCAGCCGUGUUCGUUCUGCGGAACGCCGCUACUGUCGAAUGACGAGAUCCAGAGCAUGAUUCGGGAGCUGCGGGCGGAGCGCGGGCAGGAGAAGAUGCGCGCACACAACGAGGGUGUACAUCGGGAGGGCGGACCGGGAUUAGCAGUGCCCAGCAAACUGGACGCUGCCAAGGCCCAUCGAGAUAAACUGCUCGCGUUCCAGGCGCAGAACGCCAAGCGAACGCGUGUUGUCGAUGAAGCGGCGGAUUUCGAGACUCCAAAUGUCGCGUCAACGCUGUGGAUGACCCCUGCGCAGCGGGCACUAGCCUUGAAGAAACAGCAGCGGAUUAUGCGGGAGAUGGAGGAAAAAGCACGGCCAGAAUGGGAGAAGAAGAAGACUAUCAUGAGUCUGGAUAUCAAGGGCGGAAAGGUGAGGCGAGUCUAUCAAUCAGCUGGGCCCGCGGAAACAGGUCCUUCUGCCGAGGAAGAAGCAGAAGCCAAGGCAGAGGAGGAGCUUAGGGAUGGGCACAGAGAUAGCAGCGGCAAAGCAUUCAGCCAUAAUCCUCUGCUGGCGGCCGGAGGACUGUUGCGACCGGUUUGGAAGUCGGCAGAGGGAGAGCAAGCGGACUCGGGACGCAAGGAGCGCAAGCAAACCUGGCGGCGAGUCCAGGAUGAUAAUGAUGAUAACGAGCAGUGGAUCCUCGAUGGCGGUCUUCACGGACACACCUGAGACAGCCAUUCACCGCCCACUGUGGCAUGCUAGCCGAGCAGUACCGAGCAAGCACAUGUGCUGAUGAGCUGACUGAUAAGCGGACUGAUAGGGGCAGUGAUUGGGCUGUUGAGAUUAUGCCGUCAUAUCACAUCCGGAGGGUCCAUGAAUGAACUUGGAUCGAUAAGCAAUGCCCUGGGUAGUGCAAGCCAGGCAGAGCAUAGCACAAGUGAUCUAUACUCUCCGAUAGUCACUGGCAUGACGUGAGACGAUGUGUAGCAUGCUCAUGACAAAUGAACCGGCAACAGCUAAUACUACGGACCACGACCAUCGCAACAGUAGAGAACAUACCAGAUCCUCCCUACCUAACC